Molecule: messenger RNA, 586 nt
Organism: Drosophila rhopaloa
Lineage: Eukaryota; Metazoa; Arthropoda; Insecta; Diptera; Drosophilidae
Gene: Obp99a
Product: general odorant-binding protein 99a
Exons: 2
Coding region: 89-517 (142 amino acids)
Biological process (GO): sensory perception of smell
Molecular function (GO): odorant binding
Source: RefSeq, a predicted model, not a curated record
GCUCGGAGGGGUAUAAAUAUCAGAGUCUGUCGCUAUUCAGACACAGUCUUCGCUCGAUCGUCGGACAAACAAGUUAAUAAAAGCAAAAAUGAAGGUUUUCGUUGCCAUCUGCGUGUUGAUCGGUCUGGCCUCCGCUGACUAUGUGGUGAAAAACAGGAACGAUAUGCUGGCCUACCGCGAGGAGUGCGUUAAGGAGCUGGGCAUUCCAGUGGACCUGGUGGAGAAGUACCAGAAGUUUGAGUACCCCAACGAUCCCCAGACCCAGUGCUACCUCAAGUGCGUAUUUACCAAGUGGGACCUGUUCGACGCUCAGACCGGCUUCAAUGUGGAGAACGUCCACCAGCAGCUGGUGGGCAACCAUGCCGACCACAACGAGGCUUUCCACGCCAAGUUGGCCGCCUGUGUGGACAAGAAUGAGCAGGGAUCCAAUGCCUGCGAGUGGGCCUAUCGCGGAGCCACCUGCUUGCUGCGGGAGAACGCUGCCCAGAUCCAGAAGAGCCUGGCCCCCAAGGUAUAGGAUGCCUUAAUUGGACGACUGUACUGAUAAGCAUUAAUUUAGUUAAUAAAGUAAUCAAUUUCCGAUAAA